CACCAUCGGCAUGAGCGCGGCUGAGGGCCGGCCCCGGUGCCGGUGGGGCGGUGGCGGCGAGGCGGUUCUCCGUGCCCGUGCUGAGGCCGCCGGUUACCGGAGGCUGCUGCGAGCCCGAGCCGCCGAGGUGGAGGCGCUGCGGGGGGCGGUGGGUGCGUUACACCGGCAGCUGGAGGGGUUGCGGGACCGGCGGAGCGGGGAGCUGGCUAAGUACCAGGAGCGGGUGGCGGAGCUGGAGCGGGAGAUCGGGGCGGCGGAGGCGGAGAUGGCCCGGUGCCUGCGGGAGUACCCGGCGCUGCUGCGGCUGCGGAUGGCACUGGAGGCGGAGAUCGCCGCGUACCGGGAGAUGCUGGAGAGCGAGGAGCUGCGCCUGGGCGGUCUGGCCCCGCCAUGACCGGACCGCUGGAGCCAGGGUCCUAUCACCGGACCCGCCGUGACCACCGGACCCCCGGCACUGUGACCGGACCCUCAGCCCACCACCAGAUCCCCUGUCCCGCUGUGAUCGGACCCCGGUCCCUCCACCGAACCCCAGACCCUCGACUCCUGUGCCCCAGGACCCCCGACCCCGGGCCGUGGUACCCUCGGACCCUCUGGACCACUCGGGACGCACAGAGUCCUGGUCCUUCUGUCCCCCACCGUGGCACGGACUCCCGGACUCCUGUGCCCCCCGCCUGCCCCCUGUCCCAGGACCCCCAGGAGGGCAGUGCCCAUGGGGCCACACACUCACCAGCCUCUCUGGGGUGGGGGUCCCGGUGGGGGUCCCAGCCCAGACCCGUGCAGAAGCACUUCAAUAAAGCUCCGUGGCAUCA
Messenger RNA from Myiozetetes cayanensis, 809 nucleotides. RefSeq names its product alpha-internexin-like. NCBI's taxonomy places the organism in Eukaryota, Metazoa, Chordata, Aves, Passeriformes, Tyrannidae. The coding region runs from base 11 to 394 and encodes 127 amino acids. Gene Ontology annotation, cellular component: cytoplasm; axon; intermediate filament. The record is from RefSeq and is a predicted model, not a curated record. The transcript has 3 exons. Gene Ontology annotation, biological process: neurofilament bundle assembly. Gene Ontology annotation, molecular function: structural constituent of postsynaptic intermediate filament cytoskeleton.